Molecule: messenger RNA, 1312 nt
Organism: Ictalurus punctatus (channel catfish)
Lineage: Eukaryota; Metazoa; Chordata; Actinopteri; Siluriformes; Ictaluridae
Gene: chmp6a
Product: charged multivesicular body protein 6a
Exons: 8
Coding region: 326-940 (204 amino acids)
Biological process (GO): late endosome to vacuole transport via multivesicular body sorting pathway; vesicle budding from membrane
Cellular component (GO): multivesicular body; ESCRT III complex
Source: RefSeq, a predicted model, not a curated record
AUUUCGUUUUCUCUCGAUGGACGCUGGUGUUAGAACGAUACCUCUGAUCUGAGAUCAGGUUUAAUAUGCAGUUUGAAUGUUUACCUGGGUGGGGAAACUGAUCCUGUAUCAGAAUUUAAAGGGAACCUGCAGCUACGGUUGCUAGCCAGCGUCACUUCCUGUUUGUUGUUGGUUAGCAGGUGAACGUUAGAGUAGUGGAGUGAUUCAGGCGAUGUGUGCAUCGUACAGCAGUUUACUGGAAUGCAUUUCGGAGAGAGAAAAUAAUUGAUUUAUUUCAGAAAAGAGCCGGGUGUAGUAGAAGUGGCGGGGAUGUGGGAAAAACGCAAUGGGAAACGUUUUCGCCAGAAAAGGAUGCCCAAGUCGAGUAACAGAGCAGGACCGGGCUAUUCUGCAACUAAAACAGCAGCGAGAUAAACUGAAGCAGUACCAGAGAAAACUGACCGUUCAGCUGGAGAAAGAGAGGCUUCUAGCCAAGCAGCUGCUGAGGGAUGGGAAGAGAGAAAGAGCUCUUCUGCUGCUCAAAAAAAAGCGGUACCAGGAUCAACUCCUGGACAAGACUGAGACCCAGAUAAGCAACCUAGAGCACAUGGUCCAGGACCUCGAAUUUGCUCAGAUUGAAGUAAAGGUCUUGGAAGGUCUGAAAGUCGGCAAUGACUGCUUGAAGAAAAUGCAUGAGGCUCUGUCCAUUGAAGAAGUGGAGAGAAUAAUGCUGGAGACACAGGAUUCAGUAGAAUAUCAGAAGCAAAUCAGUGAGAUGCUGGCUGGCUCUCUGAGCCAGGAGGAUGAGGAUGCUGUGCUGGCUGAGCUGGAGGCCAUCAUUCAGGAUGAAGAUUUUCAACUUCCUGAAGUGCCCACUGAGCCCUUGCCUGCAGCGCCCGAGCUAAAGAAGGAGAGAAAACCAGCGGAAGUGAAGCAGGAUGGAGAGGUUCUGUCGGCGUAGUAGCCGACGGUCUCGCGAUACGGAUCGCUCACACGUUAAUCAGUCUUAUUACGAAGACGCAAGCACACCGUGAACACACUGUUCUUUCCUGUCAGCUCUUCCAAUGAUUUUUCUUAAACCUGACUCAACAUAUGCAUUGCAUGUACUGGCUUUAUUUAUUGUGAUGAGGGUAAUAAUGUCUGCUUUGAACAGAAGCACUAAGCUUGAACGAAUCACUGCCAUUAUGAAGAUGGUGGACAUUUAUACAAUUGUCUUCAUGUGUGGUUGAUAUUAGAAGAUUCAACGAAUAGAAACUCAUUACACAAUCAUGAGAUUUUUUUUUUUUUUUUACAAAAUGAGAACAUUCAACGAUCUUGUCCAUGAGACUGACUU